Messenger RNA from Aphanomyces astaci, 1549 nucleotides. RefSeq lists its product as hypothetical. Lineage: Eukaryota; Oomycota; Saprolegniomycetes; Saprolegniales; Verrucalvaceae. The record is from RefSeq and is a predicted model, not a curated record. The transcript is spliced from 3 exons. The coding region runs from base 32 to 1177 and encodes 381 amino acids.
GCACGAUCCGGAUAAUUAGUUUGAGAGUAACAUGGACAACAGCGUUGACGCCGACUUGGCAUUGCUGGACGAGUUCUUGCUGGAUGAUGGCAGUUUGUGCGAAGAAAUCUUCUUGCCGAGUGCAGCCGUCGCCGCUUCAGCUAUUGAAAACCCCACGCCAGGCCCCGUUGAGACCUCGACACCAUCGCCACCAUCGGCAUCGUCCUCAGGUGCAGCCAAAUCGAGCCGCAGCGCCGAUGAACCUGCAUCAUCAUCUGGGAAAAGAGGAAGAAGGAAUCGCGUAUACAUGAAGGACGAGCUGGAGUACCUCCGCGCCAAGCACGACGAGCUCGUGGCGCAAAUCGACGCGCUCAAUGCGGCGGCCGUGCCGCCUCCUUCCAUUUGGGCGCAACGCGCCAAGGACCAAGCACACGAAGCUCAGCGCGUGCUCCAGGAAAAUGCGCGCUUGAAGGAAGCUCUGGAUGAGCAGAUCAAGGUGGUGGCCGCGCUGCACCGCAUCUUUAGCAAGAAGCCGCGGCUGGCCGUGUUUCCUUCGAAUAGUUCGGGCGACUUGGCUGAGUGGAAGCUGGCCAAAUUGGGGUCGUCCGGCCGCCGCGACGCCAUGAAGCGACUGCUGGAUCACCAAUUCGCCGCCAUGGAGUCGCAGUGGAUACGCAAUGACGUCUACGCUGCCACCGCGAUGGCCGCUCCCGGCGCGGCGGUCAAGAAGGCGUUUGUGCGGAGCGGAAGCUUGUACCAUGAUGUGCUCGUCGUCCAUUUCGUGCAAUGCUCGACGUGGUCGGCACCAUUCACGACUGUGGCCGACGUGUUGUGGGACAUGGUGUCGGUCAAAGUCAAAAUCGAGUUUGCGAAUCAGUACGUGUCCGAGCGCGUGGAAGCCUUUGGGGACGACAUGAUGUACACGAGGUUUUCCGCGACCUUGCCGCAACCGGACCUUCCCGCCGUGGAUGGUCGGCUCGCGUCCAAGCGAUUUGUCUCGUCGAAUCGUGUGGUUAUUGUGUAUCGGUCGAUUCUAGACGACGUGUUGUUGCCGCAUGAUUCUCAGCACCUCCAAGACAACCAAAGUGGCUGGUCUGUCAUCGUGACAUGUCUGAUUCGGAUAUAUCAUUUUUUUGGUCCUGUGACAGGGUGGUGGUGGAGCCGUGGGGCGACAACGGCACGAAGCUGUCGAUCUUGACCUGUCAGACGCCGCCGCUCGCGCCGUCCCAGUCCAUCCAAGCCGGCGCCAUGUCCGAGUACAUGAUUGGCAUGUUCACCCAGAACGCCGCUGCCUUUGACAACGCCAUUGCUACUGCCCUCGCAUGUCCAUUGGGGACUGCUCCAGACUCGUCAUAAAGUCUCGCGAUAUUUGAAUCAUGUUUAGCCAGCGUCCGUUGACUAAAUAGCUUUAAAAUGGGGUUUCAUGGUACCUGUUGAAUACAGGAGCAUCGAUCGACUCGGCAAUACUAGGUUUAAUGCACAUAGUAUGAGCAUGCUGCCCAUAUACCGUACAUACAGUACAUCAGAACGGUCAUGUCGAGCAACGCUCGUGGUGGCGGCCCUGGAUGGG